AUGACCGAGAGCAUUAAUGCAGCCUGCAUACGAAUCACACACAAAUUAACAAUGAAUGAAAAAUGUCGAACGCUGAACCUUCAAAAACGCGCCGUGACUACUGUCCAAAAGACUGGGCGUAUGAUGGUUUUGCUACCAAGUGCAAGGCGAUACCCGGGCGCCCCCACAACGGCAGGCCUCGCUUGCUGA
This is a messenger RNA of Plasmopara halstedii, 189 nucleotides long. RefSeq lists its product as uncharacterized. NCBI's taxonomy places the organism in Eukaryota, Oomycota, Peronosporomycetes, Peronosporales, Peronosporaceae. Bases 1 to 189 code for a protein of 62 amino acids. The record is from RefSeq and is a predicted model, not a curated record. The transcript is spliced from 2 exons.